AACAACCAAUCGGUGUCAAAAUAGGAGUCCGUACAGAGGGACAGUUUUUAUUUUUAUUUUCUAGCACCAAUUAUAAUGAUUUAAUUGAGCGCCGCGCCAUGUCAUUUAUUAGUUAGUAAUCAAAUAAUAAUAUUUUUGUUUUCUCUCUUAAAAGAGCGAAGUAUGGAGAGUUCUUUACACAUUUUUUGAUCAGGCAUCUUAACGGCCAACUAAACCAGAGAUCAACUGUUCACAGAGGAAAACAUUCAACAACAUAGCAUUUAAAUGGUACCGGUUUCUAACUUUCUACAUAUUAUUUCACGGGUUUAUCGGCGAUAGCUAUGUUUGUUUUUAGCUAACGCUAGCUGCCGGUUUUACGGAGGCUAAAAGUGAUUUUUUUUUAAUAAUGGUAGUGGAGGUGGAAAGCUUCUACGGUGUGUACAUGCUUUACUGCACCAACCCAAAAUUCAAAGGCCGCAUCUACAUCGGCUUCACAGUGAAUCCUGAGCGGCGGAUUGGACAGCACAACGCCGGGAGGCACAAAGGAGGCGCAAAGAGAACCAGCGGCAGAGGGCCGUGGGAGAUGGUUCUUAUUAUCCACGGCUUCCCCUCGGAUAUAGCUGCCCUGAGGUUUGAGUGGGCGUGGCAGCACCCCCACUCCUCCAGACGGCUUUCCCACGUCUCCCGGCGUUCCAAGAAGGAGAGCAGCCUGCAGUUCCACUGGCGCGUCGUCUCCAACAUGCUGAGGGUGGCGCCAUGGAGCAGGCUUCCUCUGACGGCCCGCUGGCUCAGGCAGGAGUACAGGAUGGACUUUGACCCCGGCCUGCAGCCCCCCCUGCACAUCCCCAUCGCCUUCGGCAGCGUGAGGGCCAAGAAGAAGCUGCCGUCGCCGUCUGCAGGGGAAGAGCUGAUGAACACGUGCUUUCUCUGCAAGAAGAUGGCAACGGUAAGAGUCGUGAUGAAAUCGGGAGGAUGGGGUAUAAAACUUCUUUUACAUAUAUGGUUAAUACAACAUGUAAUAAAAAAAAAAUAUAUAUAGAUAAAACGCCAUCAGA
Cyprinodon variegatus (sheepshead minnow) is the source of this 1034-nucleotide messenger RNA. RefSeq names its product structure-specific endonuclease subunit slx1-like (gene slx1b). Bases 386 to 1018 code for a protein of 210 amino acids. Gene Ontology annotation, cellular component: Slx1-Slx4 complex. The transcript is spliced from 3 exons. Gene Ontology annotation, biological process: double-strand break repair via homologous recombination. Gene Ontology annotation, molecular function: 5'-flap endonuclease activity; crossover junction DNA endonuclease activity. NCBI's taxonomy places the organism in Eukaryota, Metazoa, Chordata, Actinopteri, Cyprinodontiformes, Cyprinodontidae. The record is from RefSeq and is a predicted model, not a curated record.